Messenger RNA from Chlamydomonas reinhardtii, 3263 nucleotides. RefSeq lists its product as uncharacterized. The coding region runs from base 395 to 1582 and encodes 395 amino acids. The transcript is spliced from 11 exons. The record is from RefSeq and is a predicted model, not a curated record. Gene Ontology annotation, molecular function: oxidoreductase activity, acting on the CH-OH group of donors, NAD or NADP as acceptor; zinc ion binding. Lineage: Eukaryota; Viridiplantae; Chlorophyta; Chlorophyceae; Chlamydomonadales; Chlamydomonadaceae.
GUAGAGUAAGACAGCAACAACCAAGCAUAAUCAUGGGCUGGAUGUUACAUACAUGUCUAAUAAAGUGCCAGCGCCAAAGGUGGCGUCAACUGCGUCAGUGGAGUAAAACACAAAUUGGCCAAGACCGGUGCUACCUUCCAUACGUCUACCAUUCUGUAUACAACUGGCUUUCAAAUUCACAAGGCUUUUCGAUGCCGGAUUGACCGGUCUCGUACUGCGUCACGGAAAGUGCGCGCAUAUAUCCUGGCGAGUCUGCUCGAGCCUGAACACCAAAUAGUCGACAUACACUAAGACCUUCAGUUUCAGCAGUUUCGGCGCGACAACGGUAGCUCACAGGGAACCUAACCACUGCAACACUCGCGUGAACUCUGCCCGCCCUUGCACUUAUACUACCAUGGAGAUGACCACGACCAAGGCCUCGGCACUGGUUGCUGAUAGGCGCGCGGUCUGCAGGUCUGUCGCCAGCUUCGCCCGCCCCGCGCGCCGCACCGCCACCCAUGUUGUCAAGUUCAAGGAGAUUGGCAAGCAGGCGACCAGCCACCAGGCCACCACCGCCAAGCUGCUGUCCCGCCGCGGCUAUGCUGCCACCGAACCCAAUAAGCCGCUGAGCCCCUUCACCCACUCGGUGGGCGAGCUGGGACCCAGUGAGAUCGAUAUCAAGGUCACCCACAACGGCCUGUGCCACACGGACAUCCACAUGGCCAUCAACGACUGGGGCGUGUCCGCCUUCCCCUUCGUGCCCGGCCACGAGGUGGUGGGCAUCGUGGCCGCCACUGGCCGUGACGUCACCGGCCUCCGCGCCGGCGACCGCGUGGGAGUGGGCUGGAUCUCCAACAGCUGCCGCUGCUGCAGCAACUGCAUCCGCGGUAACGACAACCUGUGCGAGAAGGGCUACACCGGCCUCUGCAUGUUUGGCCAGCACGGCGGCUUCCAGGAGACCUGCCGCGUGCAGGCCGACUUCGCGCACAAGAUCCCGGACGGCCUGGACUCCGCCUCCGCCGCGCCGCUGCUGUGCGCCGGCAUCACCGUGUACGCGCCGCUGCGCGCGCACGUCACGCGCCCCAACAUGUCUGUGGCGGUCAUGGGCGUGGGCGGCCUUGGCCACCUGGCGUUGCAGUACGCGCGCAAGAUGGGCGCUGAGGUCACCGCCAUCUCCGGCCGCCCCGAGAAGGAGAAGGAGUGCCGCGAGUUCGGCGCGCACAACUUCAUGAUCUGGAACAAGGACAACGCGGCCUACAAGAGCAAGUUCGACAUCAUCAUUAACACCGCCAGCUCGGACGUGUCAACCACCGAGCUCAUGGCCCUGCUCAAGGUCGACGGCUCGCUGGUGCAGGUGGGCAUCCCCGGCGGCGGCGCCUCCAUGACCGUCAACUUGCAGGACCUGGUGUUCAACCAGAAGAAGGUCGUUGGCUCCAUCGUGGGCGGUCGCGCCGACAUGAAGGAGAUGCUGGAGUUCUCGGCCGUACACGGCGUCAAGCCGCUGGUGGAGACCAUGCCGCUCAGCAAGGUGAACGAGGCUAUGCAGCACGUGCUGUCCGGCAAGGCCCGCUACCGCGUGGUGCUGACCAGCGACUGGGAGUAAAGCGGCAGUAGCAGCAGCUGGAGCGGUGGCGGCAGUAGCAGCGGCUGCAACGGUGGCGGCAGUAGCAGCGGCUGCAACGGUGGCGGCAGUAGCAGCAGCUGCCGGCUUUACGGCAUUCCAUACAUCCGGGGCGCGCUUCCUAAUGACAUGGUCAUGUUGGGCUGUUCAAUGCUUCACCCUGCUGAAUGCUCCUCUUGAGUGCUUUGAGCUUGAUGCGAUCGAGCAGUUGGCGUACGUUUGGUAGUUGGAAGAUGGUGGAGGCGGUGAUGUGGGUUGCAGGGGUGCAGGUAGCGAUUCUUUCGUAUCUCACCGCGCUUUGCACGCGUUUUAUCAUUCAGGCCCACAUGGUGCCCGCGUGCGAUCGCGCUGUUAAAGCGCGUCUUAGCAGGCAUGCGUGCAUUGCCGUGCCAACGCCAAAGCCUCCAUGUCUGAUUUUAUCCAGUAGAAUUAUGCAUCCAUGAGCAAGCUCAUCAUCUGGGUAUUCUUACAUUCACGGCCCACCUAGGUGCACCUUGCAUGUCUGGCGGUAUGUACACUAAAGCUGUGUGGGUCCCCUGGGGCAAAUGUUGACCCGGCGCGUCGUGCAGUCCUGACACGUGGACGCACGCACACUCACUCGAUGGGUGCUGCCUGAGAUAAUCUAAUGUGGUUGUAACCACUGCAUUCCUGAGGUGCCUUGACCCAGUUAUCAGCGCAUUAAGGGCUUUACCGGGCACGUCAGGCCUGCUCGGGACCGGCGCGUAGGUCGUACGUUGCGGCGGUUGCCCUUGCACACCUGCUUCCGGGCGUUGCUCUGGUGGCUGCAGCAACGCCUGGAGGCUGGGCAGGGGAAGGAGCACAGAUGUGACAUGAGGAGGAGGCGAAGGGGCAGGGAAACGAGGAGGCGAAGGGGAAGGGGAAGAAGCACGCGCACGUACUGUAUGCGGUCGGGCGCCGCAGAGCCGGGCGAGGCAGAGGGAGCUGGAGCAGUGGCACGUGCCAGCGAUAAGGAUUGGGGAGAAAUAAUGUUGUACGAAGUCGGUGUGAGCGGCAGUGAGGACAAGUACGGUAUGAGUUGGAUCAGUGGCUGCAAGGCACCUUCAUUGCAGCACCGGUGCUGCCGCACGCCACGACAGCCUCUGCAGCUGACGCCCUUUACUCCACACUCUUAUCUCUUAUAUUAAUUGGGCUGCAACGCUAAGCAGGUUGCGCCCAGGGCGGUCGGCGCAGCGUCACAGAAGCUGGUGAUGGGGGUUGUAAGUACUUGCCCAAGCGAAAUGAACCCAACCACGCUGAACUAGCGGAGCACAGGGGGGGGGUCACCUGCAGCCGCGAGGGCAGAACCCGAGCGCGUGGAGGGAGUGACGGCAGCUCGUGAGGAGCAUGCGCUCAAACGGGAAUUUGAGGCGAGGGGCGGUGAGCCGAAGGCAAUGGACUUCGUCGAGGACUCGGAAUGGCAGAAUGAGUACAGCGCACAUGCUACUGCCGUGGAGGUGUUUAGCGGCGGGCUGCCGUACUGAUGCCGGCCGGCUGCAAACGUGUUUGUGUUGCAUGCGCCCGUCAUGGGGCGGCGGCAUGAGCGAGCCCACCCUACCUGGUGCUUGAACGUUGCGUGAAGCCUGGUGCCAAUCAAUUUCAUUGACAUGCAAGUCUCACGAUGGGUACGUAUUUGGUUCCUUGCCGCGACUGUAUGACCACCUAU